Molecule: messenger RNA, 1550 nt
Organism: Doryrhamphus excisus (bluestripe pipefish)
Lineage: Eukaryota; Metazoa; Chordata; Actinopteri; Syngnathiformes; Syngnathidae
Product: sorting nexin-16-like
Biological process (GO): endosome to lysosome transport; early endosome to late endosome transport; protein targeting to lysosome
Cellular component (GO): late endosome; early endosome
Molecular function (GO): phosphatidylinositol binding
Source: RefSeq, a predicted model, not a curated record
GUCAGACAGCCAACGUUCACGCAGCCUGUAGCCGCAUGUGGCUCCAUUGCCGUCCGUCUGACUUUUGCCCAAUCUGUUCCGUUUGACUCGCCAGUAAAAAAAAAAAAGCAGAAGUGUUCUUUUCAAACAGCACAAGGAGGAGGAGGCGGAGCAGAAGCAGCCAGUUUCACACGCGUGGCAUCGUCAUGUCGCUUAAUGCUAGCAAGCCAAGCUAACAACUACGGGGGAGAGGGUAGUAGGGAGUAAGCAAUAGUUAUCCUUGAAACACGGAACAGUCACAGUGUAAUUCUUUGUCUUUUUUUAUGCCAUAAAAUAAACUCGACCGCUGCUCAACAACCUGACAAUUUAGUUUAGGCCGACAUGACAACAGGGAUGCGGAACACAGCUGACGGUUGAGGCAGGCUGGUUUGUUAUUGCUCGUGACGUCACGCUCCAGGUUGGGUUAAGAUGCCUUCCAUGUCGUCGGAUUCAGAACAUUCAGUCGGGCUGCUGACUACCGUAUGUGCGUAAUUUUGGGGUGUCUCUGUCAUUUAAGGACCAUGAAAGAAAAGCUUCACAAUAUUUCAUUUUCUCAGUUGCAUUUUAAAAUUUUAAAGAUUAUUUUUUUCCACGUGAAAUUUAUCAACGGCUUGUGAAACUGUAAUUUCCCAACCGUGGGGAUUUCCAUUAAGCCCACAUUGUUACUGAUGUCACUUGUAUGAGAGUGAAAAUGAAAAUAGAAACUGCAGUUCACGCAGCACCUCCAUAUGAAUCUUGUGUUUUCUGGAAAUUCUAACCGAUUCAUUUAUUAUAAAAUUUAUCCAAAAUGCUUUAAUUUGACAAGGAGUAACGGACAGGACACACUCCCUGUGAAGUACACAGUGUUGACAAAUCAUUUACCAUUUUACUGCUGCUUAUAUAUAGUAUAUUCCACACAACCUGCCUUGUGGUUCUUGGUGAUCCAAGUAGGAAUCAUUUGUGUGAUCGGUUGUCUGGCUUUGUGAACUCCCAUCAAGACUCCCACAGAUGAUCGUCAGCGUUGAGUCAGGUUUUUUCCCCGUACAUUUUGACAUCUCAUCUCUUCAGAGGGCUUCCUGGGUGACAAGAGAUGGACCCUGUGGGGAUCCAAUGAGCGAUGACGCCAAGAGUAGAGGAGAUGUGAGGGUUGGUUUGUCGCCACCUUUGGAAGGUGAAGGGAUCCUUGGAGAUAGGUGGCCGGAGACAUCUUUCACCUUGACACUGCAGGGCCAUGAGACCCUGGAAGAGAGGGCAAAGUUCACGGUUUACAAGAUUCUGGUCAAUGGAAGUCAAGGGACCAGCUGGAUGAUCUUUCGAAGAUACACAGACUUCUGCCGGCUCCAAAAUAAGCUUAAGGAUUUGUUCCCUCGCGUUCACUUAGUUCUGCCUCCAAAGCGUUGGUUCAAAGACAACUAUGACGAGGAGUUUCUGGCUGAGAGGCAAACCGCUCUUCAAGAGUUUCUACACAACAUGACGCACCACAAAAAUCUCAUCAGCAGGUACUGUGGUGAAAGAACAGACUGGCAUUGAUCCAUUGUAGUUGAACGGUUCCC